AUGGCGAAUCAGGCUGCCACCGCGGGGGAGUUUAUUUUGCUGGGAUCCCACCUCAGCAGGCCGGUGGAGCUGCUGUUCCUGGCGCUGCCGCCGCCCAUGUUCCUGGUGACCUUCCUGGGGAACCUGCUCAUCAUCUCUGUUGUGCUGUCCUACUCCCGCCUCCUCACCCCCAUGUAGUUCUUCCUGUGCACCCUUCUGGACAACCUCUUCACCUCAGUCAUUUCUCCAAAAGUGUCGGCCAACUUAGCAUCUGGGGAUAAAACCAUCUCCUUUGCUGGGUGUAUCACUCAGUGCUAUUUCUACUUCUUCCUGGACACAGUAGAGUUUCUUCUGUUGACAGUCAUGUCGUAUGAUCGCUAUGCUGCUGUCUGUUACCCGCUGCAGUACAGCACCACCAUGAGACCUUCUGUCUGCACUGGGACUGUUGUGUUCUCUUGGGUGGGAGGCUUCUUGUCUGUGCUCUUUCUGACCAUCCUCAUCUCCCAGCUGCCCUUCCGUGGCUCCAACAUCAUUAACCACUUCUUCUGUGACAGUGGGCCCUUGCUGUCCUUGGCUUGUACGGACACCACUGCCAUUGAGCUGAUGGAUUUUGUGCUUUUGUCCACUGUCAUCCUCUGCUGCAUAGUCCUGGUGGUCUAUUCCUAUACAUACAUCAUCUUGACAGUAGUGAGCAUCCCUUCCUCAAGUGGAAGGUAGAAGGCCUUUAACGCCUGUGCAAUAGUCGUGAUUUCUGGUGGCAUAGUGUUUAACUAUAUGACACCCUCCCAGAAAGAAUAUCUAGAGGUCAACAAAAUCCCCUCAGUACUGAGCAGUGUUGUGACUCCAUUCCUCAACCCCUUCAUAUACACUCUGAGAGACGACAUGGUGUUGGGGGUGCUCAAGGACAUGUGGGUGAGGGUUCAAGCAGCUUUAAAAAAGAGAAUAAUGACAAUGCUCAGGAGCAAAUUGUUCCCUUACAAAGACCAAUAA
Molecule: messenger RNA, 969 nt
Organism: Pteronotus mesoamericanus
Lineage: Eukaryota; Metazoa; Chordata; Mammalia; Chiroptera; Mormoopidae
Product: olfactory receptor 6J1
Biological process (GO): G protein-coupled receptor signaling pathway
Cellular component (GO): membrane
Molecular function (GO): G protein-coupled receptor activity; olfactory receptor activity
Source: RefSeq, a predicted model, not a curated record